Molecule: messenger RNA, 744 nt
Organism: Aureobasidium uvarum
Lineage: Eukaryota; Fungi; Ascomycota; Dothideomycetes; Dothideales; Saccotheciaceae
Source: the annotation of a GenBank genome assembly
AUGCACUCGUCGCUCGUACGGAUACAGAAUGUGUUCGGCUUCUUCACCACCGUCGCCUUCUCACUGGGCAUGCUGAUAGCGCUGAGCGUUGUCGUCUCGCACCAGAACCCGACAGCAGAGCUCGAGCUGCGCAACGUCCAGGGCCGCCCUCACUACUACAGCACCAAGAAGGAGGAAUAUGCGCACAUCAAGUUUGAUCUCGAGACUGAUCUCAGAUCCCUCUUCUCGUGGAACACCAAGCAAGUCUUUGUCUACGUGACUGCAACAUUCCCCUCCAAGUCACCUCUGUCCCCUCCCUCGGAAGCCAUCAUCUGGGACGCCAUCAUCCCCGCUCCUUCCGAGCCCUGGCACGAAAACACCUACAUACACCCCCAAAAGAACCGCAAACAACCCUCUCGCCGCCAAAACACCGCCGCCGCAAACCACAAAGCCUACCCCGAAGGCACGGCCCCCGGUAUCCUCAACCUCUCGAACCAGAAACCAAAGUAUCAGAUUACCACUCCUUGGUCCAAAAUUGGCGGGGCUGAGAAUUGUACGCUGCAGCUCAAGUAUAAUGUGCAGCCUUGGGUUGGUGCGUUGUAUUGGAGUACGCCUAGGCCGUUUGGCAUGUGGGAGGGUUUGCAGGGGGCGAUGAGUGAUGUGUUUUCCAUGCCGUUGGUUAAGAAUUCUGCACAGGCGAGUAAGAGCAAGGAAGAGUUGAAGACUGAGACGGGUGGUGAGAGAAACAGGGGAAGUCCUGCUUAG